Dreissena polymorpha is the source of this 1396-nucleotide messenger RNA. Its product is annotated as protein mono-ADP-ribosyltransferase PARP11-like. Gene Ontology annotation, molecular function: zinc ion binding; NAD+ poly-ADP-ribosyltransferase activity. The record is from RefSeq and is a predicted model, not a curated record. Bases 119 to 1240 code for a protein of 373 amino acids. Lineage: Eukaryota; Metazoa; Mollusca; Bivalvia; Myida; Dreissenidae. The transcript has 7 exons.
UUUUCCAAUAUGAAAAUGCUUAGUUUAUUUUGAUUCGCACUUUCGAUCUGGAAGAUUUAAAUAGUGAGAUUCAAGUCGAUUCAAUACUGGUGGACCAACGAACUACAAGGUUGUCAUCAUGACAGAUACGGACUUAGGUGAUUUGUAUGCUUAUUCAGGUACGUCUCAUGAAGGUAUAGGAUGUGAUGUCUGCGGUGUCUGUCCAACACGGGGUUACCUCUGGAAGUGCAGGGAUUGCCUCGCCUAUGAUAUGUGCUCCACGUGCUAUGAGAAUAACAGAUACAUGCACGAUAUGUCGCAUUCAUUCAUAAAAAUGAUACAUCAAACCAAAGUGUUAGCUCAUGUGGAGGGAUCUCGUGCAAGUAGCUUUCAAGCGCUGCCGACGAAAAGAGACCGUUCAACCAAUAACGAUUCAGGUACGUCUCAUGAAGGUAUAGGAUGUGAUGUCUGCGGUGUCUGUCCAAUACGGGGUACCCGCUGGAUGUGCAGGGAUUGCCUCGCCUAUGAUAUGUGCUCCACGUGCUAUGAGAAUAAAAGAUACAUGCACGAUAUGUCGCAUUCAUUCAUAAAAAUGAUACAUCAAACCAAAGUGUUGAAAGAACAAAAAGAAAAACUCGAAGUACCAGAAACACCGUCUUUUUUGCCAUCUGAUUGGACUAAGAUGAAACCCGAUGAACACCUCAAAAAAGUUAAUUUGGCAUCUUCAAGCGAAGAAUAUAUGACCGUGCUGGGCAAGUUCACUGAAACGCUUGACAAAGACAUCAUCAGUAUACGCAGAGUUCAAAACAAAUUUCUUUGGGAGGUUUACUUUCUCAAACGCAAGCAGAUGGAGGGCAUGAAUGGAAAAAUCGGUGCGAACGAAAAGAACCUCUUCCAUGGAACCAAACCGGACAUAAUCCAAUCUGUGUGCGCUCACAAUCUCGACAUGCGCCUGGCCGGAACGAACGUCGGUGCGAUUUUAGGCAACGGCACAUAUUUUGCUUUGAAAGCAAAGAUGUCGGAUUCGUACGCUACGCCUGAUCAUGAAACGGGUCACAGGUUUAUGUUGCAGUGUCGUGUACUGGUGGGACACUGUACUAAAGGGAAAAAGGAUUUACGUAGGCCGCCUGAGGUAGCCCAUAAAUCGGAAGGUCAGAUCAGACUAUACGACAGCUGCGUGGACGAUGUCCGCAAUCCCAGCAUAUUCUGCAUCUUUGACCACGUUCAGUACUAUCCAGAGUACAUCAUUGAAUACAAAUAAAUUACUUAACAUAUUAACGAAUAACUGUUUAGAUUUUGCACAUGCCCUGAAUGCAUUAUUUGAUCAUGGCUUGUGAUAACCGGAAUAAAAAUAAUUACUGUGACCAAAUAUCCUCCUAGAUCAUAUUUAUGUCUAUCAAUAAAGAGAAUAACAGGU